Marchantia polymorpha subsp. ruderalis is the source of this 7246-nucleotide messenger RNA. NCBI's taxonomy places the organism in Eukaryota, Viridiplantae, Streptophyta, Marchantiopsida, Marchantiales, Marchantiaceae. The record is from the annotation of a GenBank genome assembly.
GACUUCUUCUCCUCCCGCUCCCACUGCUGCUGCUGCUGUAUAAAAUGCGUUGCAAACAGGCCGUCAGCGAUGCCUUUUGGUCGGACUGAGGUGAGGGGCAGGGGGACCGUCGAGAGUCGAGACACACGGGCAGGAAAGCCGGCCAUGUUUCUGUCCUCACAUUCUUGGCAACAGUUGCCCUUGCUCGUAUGAAACGAGCGGAAUCUGAUAUCUGGACCCACCAGCCGCCAUCUCUUUUCGAACUGGGCUCUCGUCGUAUGUCAAAAUCUCUCUCGGAUUCCUCAUCGCCGCCACCGUUUAGGCGAAGCUCGGCAAGCCUAGAUGUUACUGAAUGUUACUGAAUGUUACUGAAUGGCCUGGACAUGAUUGGAGUCUCAGAGAUUCGAGGCUUCGGCCCAAUUCACUGGCUCGAGCGAGCUUCCGUGGCCGGGCCAGCGAUCACUGAUUGACAGACAGACCGAUACAUGAAACUGUCGGUGGCGUGACAAUCAUUGCCAAGGUUCGGGUCGACCAGUGCACGGACGUACAUUCACGAGGGUAGGAGAGAAAUGGAGAUGUAGAGCAGACAUACCACCCCGCGAACGCUGAAGUCAUGCUCUGUCGGCCUGUCUGCCUGAACGACCGACCGAUCGUCUAUCUGGGCACCGAUGUUCGAAAGCUCAGAAAGGGCAUGCCAGUCAAUCACCCAGUCAGUGGGUCGGUCAUGUGGUGGGUCGGACUGCACCGAGUGCAUGCGCUGAGCAGAGCACAGCAGAUGAUAGCUCGGCUGCGCUUUGCUUCCUCUCGCUCGUCUGGGACCAUGGCUCAUGGCACCAGAUCCGUGGACUACACGACUCAGGAAGCUGCGUAGAAUUCUGUCGAGAUUGUCAAGCCAGCGCAAACGAUGAAGAUCGUCGUGGCCUUUUCUCGUCACCUGGCUGCAAUUUGCUUGCACAAUUCCACGUCCCGAGCGCAUGCGGAGAUUAGAGGGUGAAUUUCAUUUCGAACGAGGAGAAGGAAAGGGUCGAAUCCGGGGUUUGAGGAAGGUUGGAAGCGCAGGGGCAAAUUGUUGGUGACCAUGUCGCUGGAAACUAUCCCCGAGUCGCUGGACACGGCGGGCGUGGCCGCCAUGGUGUCGGUGAUGGGGCGGUACACGCUGGAGAGUCUGCGGGACAGCGAGCGACGAGCUCAGCACAAAGAGCAGUGCGCCGAGAGGCUGAGGUGCAACGACGGGCGGCAGGUGCAGUACGCGGAGCAGGCGGUGCUGGCGAAUUUGGACUGGGGAAUCGGAGCUCUGGAGGAAGCGAUUCGCACCACGAACGACGAGACGAAGGUGGCGCGCUUGGAUCACUCGGAGAAGAUGCUGCAGGUGUGCGCGCUGCUCGACUGCCGAGCCACCACGGCCGGCGUGCCCAACUCGUACCUCUCGGCCUGGGCGCACCUCAACCUCGCCUUCGUCUGGAAGCUGCGUGGCGACGAUCGCCAGGCCGCCAUGCACAUGCUCGAGAUGUUCCUCGUGGAUCCGCUCUUCUCCCGAGUCGAUUUCGCCCCGGCCCUCUGGGAGCACCUCUUCCUCCCGCAUCUGACCACCAUCAUCCGCUGGUACACGAGGCAGCGCCAAAGCGUCGUGCUCACGGGGACAGCCCGCACGAUGACUGAGGAGUACGAGAGCUCUGUGUCCAUGUCGCGGGACUUCGAUCUCUCGAGCUCGAGCUCGCAGAAUGAUCGCCAGCUGAAUGUGUUCGAUCUGUCGGCCGAUCAGACGUCGCAGCUGCAGGCGCUGGAGAAGCUGUACCAAGACUCUUUGGACGAGAACACUCGCCAGUACGCUCGUUAUUACAGGGACUGGUUGAACUACGACUCGGCCUACAGCAAGAGCCGCAACAAACCUCUGAUGCCCAUCGCCGAGCCUCCCCAAGCUCCCGUCCCCGACCAAGGGGCCAUGGCCACCAUGCCCAACAAGAGAAUGGCCACUUCUGCCGCUUAUCAAAGAAUGGCACCACCCAAAAUGAUGGAGCAGGUCCAAGCAGCGCUGGAGUUCUCUGCACCUGGGCAAUUGAGAAGUGGUUUAGCGUCAAUGGAUGAUCCGGACUCUCCAAAUUCCAACUUCCGAAAGCCCACGAGGGAGGACAAUUUGAUGAGCCUCGACCAAAAUCUCAACGUCAUGAACAUCACGAGCGAUAUCAUGAAUCAGGCACCUGAACAUGCCCAGCCGCCACAAUCGCCCAGCAGCAGCAGCAGCAGCAGCAGCCGCCCCUUGCAUUUGCCUCCCUCUCUCAGUCGUCGAGAUUCUCUGGCCAAAGCCUUCACCGUGCAAGGGACUGCCCAGCCUGUGCCGGCCGCACAGCACCUGCAACUGCAGCAACCACAGGGGCACACGGCGCUAGCAGGCAGCAGUCAGUCGACAUCUUCAUCAGAUGAAUUCGAGUCCGUCAGUGGAAGCCCCCCGACUGACUCUGAACACUCUCCCCAAAGUCUCAAGGAAUCAUCCAACUCAUACCCGAAGAGCAGUGCUUCUCCUGUAUCACGAUCACCUACGAGUCAAAGCCCCAGAGCCAUGGCCACUGCUGCCGUAGGACUUCUGCGCACCUUGUCCUUCAAGAGAGAUCAGACCGGGCCUCCUGUCACGACGGAGACUCCCUACGCGUCCGGCAGACACAACAAAAACCUCAGCAGCGGCAGCGGCAACCACAGCCAAGAUUCAACCAUAGAGCGAGCUCGCGGCAAAUCCAAGUCCGGCUACGAGGUGGGGCUGCCCUCGAAAAAUUCUUCCAUCAGUAGGCGCUUCACGGAUGCCCUCGCCAAUUCGACCGACUCGCCUCGGGCUUCGGCAGCGUGUCCAAUCGCCAGCUCGGGAUCCAGCGACGAGUCGGAGAGCUUAGGAGGACGGGCAGGAGCUGAAGCAGGAGCAGAGACAGCGAUAGCGACAGGAGACGCAAGGAUUCAGGAACACCAACAACAGCCACCACCACCAGAAUUGCAGCUGCAACACCAGCAAUCGCGUAUCAGCAGAAGUGUGUCUAAGGUGACAAGAGUACGGGGCCUUCGAUUCCAGUCCCGAUAUGCAGACGAGGAGGAUAUGCAGAUGGACGACAGCGGUUGCCUUAAUAUGAGCACGUGUGGCGGAGCUGCUGCUGCUGAUGGAACCGACGACGAGAGUGAUGUCGAAGGCUCCUCUGUGAACUCUGCUGAAAGACCUGCGUCGCUUCCUCGGAUUGGGUCUCAGGCAGAAAGCAGUGCGUCGACAGUCGAGCAUCAGCACCAAGACCAGGGGCACGUGGGAAUCAGCCACAGCCAAAGUCAUGGGAGGAGUGAAUCUCAGCCGAGUUCCAAAUCCGAUAUUAGCAGAGCGACCCAGCUCACGAGACCACCCAAGGAUUUCGUGUGCCCUAUCACAAACCAGCUGUUCGAUGAUCCCGUGACUCUGGAAACAGGGCAGACAUACGAGCGCAAGGCAAUUCAGGAGUGGCUGGAUCGAGGCAACACCACAUGCCCCAUCACUCGGCAAACGCUGGUCAUCAGCGCCCUACCCAAGACGAACUACGUUCUCAAGAGGGUCGUCGAUUGCUGGAAAGAGCAGCACCCGGAGCUGGCUGCAGAAUUCGGGUCUUCUGCAGAGUCUCCUGAAAUGAGCAUUAUGAGCAGCGGCCACCAACAGGGCAGCAGCACCGGAGGACUCUCUCCCAUUAAGAUGAGGCCGUCGAGAGGCUUGACGGAAUUCGGUGAAGGAUCCCUCGAGCCUAUGUCCCCAUCGGACUCUAUCUCGCCCUUGUCAUUGUUCGAGAGCUCAGGGAGACCAGUUUCCAGGAGGUUCAGCAGGAGGACUUUGUCCAGUCAAGGCAGACGUACUCCGCUUAGUCCGGUGGUGAUCGAAGGCCUGCUGCUGGAUGUUUGCCCGGCCAUCAGACGCCUCUGCAGCUCGGAAGACUUCGAGGGAUGCGAGUCCAUGGUCCUGGAGAUUGCACGCAGCUGGCAGGAAGCUAGAGCGGACCCGAAAAUGGUCGCAGCUCUGCUAAAAGCUGGUGCUGUCGACAGUUUGAUGGAGGUUUUGGCGAACUCAUCGUCUCUCGAGGUGCUGAGGGCCACCAUUUACUUGUUGUCCGGUUUGGUCGAUAAAGAUGACUCCACCAGGCAAAUCAUAUUACGAAUCGAUCCCAGACUGACAGCUUUGAUCGGCAUUCUGAGAAAGGGGCUCACGAUGGCAGUCGUGCUUUUGUACCAGCUCAAGCUCCCGGUUCAGCAGCUCGCUUCCCUUGAUCUUCUGCCCCUUCUCGUGCUGGUCAUCAAGCAGAGUGACGAGAACAAUGCUGUCGUCAUAGACCACGAGGAGCUUCCUCUGACAGUAAGACCAAAAUAUGCAGCAAUCAUGCUUCUGGAUCAGAUCGUCACGAGCGGUGAUCCUGCGGCUUCUGAACAAAGCGCUCAAGCGAUUCACGACCUCGAGGCAGUUCCUUCUCUCAUCUCUAGCCUCGGAUCAUCCAAUAUGGACGAACGCAUCAGUGUUUUAUCUCUGCUGCUCUCCUGCAUGCAAACAGAUGGCAGGAGCAGACACUUGAUCGUCCAGCUCUGUAAUUUGACGCCAGUGGUGGACCUGCUCCACAGCGGAAACAACAGAGGCCGGUCUGUGACUAUAUCAUUCCUCGCUGAUCUGGUCCAUCUUCCCAGGAGAUCUUCGUGCAGAGAUGUUCUGCAAGCAGUAAAGAAAGAAGGGCUUUUGAGCAGUAUGCACGUGCUUCUGGUGCAUUUGCAGAUGGCCCCCAUCGAACAGAAGCCGGUGGCUGCUGGCCUCCUUCUUCAGCUCGAUUUGCUGGAAGAGCCUCGCAAACGAAGCAUGUUUCGUGAAGAGGCCGUCGAAUCUCUCGUCGAAGCUCUGAACAACACGGAGGAUGUUAUUUCCCAAAUCGAAGCGGCCAGGACCCUUGUGUCUCUCGGUGGUCGUUACUCCCGCUCUGGAAGGUCAAUGAUGGAGCCAUGGCUACUCAGAACAGCUGGCCUGGAGAAGAGCUUUCAGUCUUUUGUAGAUGAGGAGCCAGAUUGCAGCGAUCAAACACAGGAAGAAGAAGAAGAAGAAGAAAAAGUGGCCAGACUUUGGGAACGAAAAGUCGCAGCAGCCUUGGUCGGACAUGAUCUUGGAACACUGAUCGACUCUCUGGGUCAAGGCAUUCAGUGCAAGAACCCAGAAGUUUCCAAACCAUCCAUGGUCGUCGCCACCUGGCUCACGCAUCUGCUCCCCGUCCUCCCUGAUACGGGUAUACGGCAAACUGCACGAAGUACCUUCUUAGAUCACUUCGUUGGAGUGCUGCAGACGUCUAAAGAGCUCUCACAGAGAGCUCUUGCCGCCCUUGCUAUCCACAGCUUCAUUUCUGAUCAAGAAGGAAUUGAAGAACUUUUAAAGUAUGCCAAGGACAUUUCCGGCCCUUUGAGGCAUUUGAAGAAAACCACAUGGGUGGCUAAAGAGAUUCUUCGAGCUUUCAACGCCCACGCUUCUCUCCAGUUGGCCGAGCUAUGGCUUCAUGGCGAGCAACAUCAGCUCGAUACGUCUGCGAACGGGGAAGUGCGUUCUCUCAGCCGAGCAAAAUGUCGUCUAUUCUCGGGCCAUUCGGACGGCACUAUCAAGGUUUGGGAUGUACGGAAGAGGUUUCCAGCGCUCAUCCAAGAGAUCAAGGAACACUCCAAGUCUGUUACCUCUCUGGCUGUAUCUGUGAAUGCAGACAGACUGUACAGCGGCUCACUUGACAAGACCAUCAGAGUAUGGGCCCUUGGAAUAGACGAGAUUCACUCUGUACAUGUCUUUGACUUGAAAGAUGCGAUUAUGGGCCUUGUGGUGAACGGUCCUAUGGCUUGCAUCAUACCUCAAGGAGCAGGCAUCAAGGUUCAGUACGAGGAUACCGCAACGAAGGUACUCAACCAGUCCAAGCACGUGCAGAGUUUAGCAAUCUCCGGAGGCAAAAUCUAUUGUGGAUGUACAGACAACAGCAUCCAGGAGAUCGAUCCAAUGUCGGGAUCCAUCGAAGUCAUACAACACGGAGUGGGGACCUUAUUGAGGAAGAAGGCGAUUUUUGCUGUCCAAGUCAGCAAAGAUCAUCUUUUUACUGCAGGGGCACCUGUUGAUGGUGUUGCUGGCAAGAUCUGGAAAUUGUCUGACAACAGCUUAGUAGGCACUUUGAGCACAACAGCAGAGAUUAGGUCGAUGGCUAUUUCCGAGGACUUCAUCUACCUCGGAUCAAAUACUGGUAUCAUAGAGGUAUGGCUGCGAGAUAGGCUGGUGAAAGUAACAACGAUGAAUGUUGGAAGUAAAGUCCUUUCUCUGAUGCUCGAUGGCGACACUCUUUACAGCGGUUCUGAAGAUGGAAAGAUCCGAGCGUGGACACUGGUCUGAAGGUGUACUUACUACGUCAGAGAGCACGAUUGGGUAAAUUUGAGAAUGUCUUCUUCUCGUGACAACAGCUGCAGCAAAGAGGUUGAUUACCAUAUCCAAGCCUUCUUCCAUGACGUGGCCCUCCAUGCCUUAAUUAUACUACCCACCCAACAGCAACAGCAGUCACGUACUUGGGUGCAAGAGCAGUUACGUCGGGCAAAACAGCACAUCACCUCGGAACUGAACCAAGCCAGCCAACCUUGUACCAUCUUGUACCAACAAUUACCCUACGAAAAAAAGGGUCACCUAAAUACGGGAUCGAAGGAAAGCUAACAAGUCAUGCUGGCAGCCCGAAUGAACUCCAGCAGUGAGCCGUUAUUCACAACCCUCCCAGGUCGGAGAUACUUCACAUCUGUUGUUCUUUUCAAUAACUUGUGGAAAAAAGAUGCAGAUGAAGCUUCCCAGCUUCGGAAAUAUUUGAGGGAGAUCUAAAAGAAUGCACACACAUUUUGAGCUCAAGUUCGACAAUAUACAUCAGUCUUCUCUUUCGGUCGCGACCUGCCGGUGGCAGCUGUGGACCCCAAGGUGGCAUCGAAAAGGUCUGGGCUUUCUCUAGAGGAACUUAAAGAGUUGAACACAGCCGAGAUGCUCUACUCGAACCGGACAUCGUGGCAAUAUUCAUUAUUUGAAGAUAGAAAUUGUACAGAUUGUUUAUAGGAACCGAGCUAUUAACUGAGAUAGGUGCGAUGUUUCAAGAGAUGUAACUCCGCCUUCUAGGACAUAAUCUCAUGUUUCCAUCAUUGUUUCAAUCCUUAUCUAGAGGACCAUCACACAAAAUAAGGGCAAAAGGCCCUGUCUCGCAUGUAGUAUCUGUGAAAUAUAAACCAUAACUCUGAAAUUUGGUGCCCC